GAGGUGACAAUCAUGGAGAGUGCCACGCACAGCACAUUUGGUAUUUUCUGUGGCAUUUCCGAACUUAAGGCGGCCACACAGAAGCAGUGAAAAUCCAAAUGAAACGAGAAAUCUAAUAAUUUUUAGCGUAAAAGUGUUGCAAUUGUUGGUGCAUUUAAUACAGCGAGCAUAGGAAUUUUAAGCCAAGCCCAGUGCAAAGAAUAAGAACUUAAAUAACACUUUUCAAUCUAACAAUAAUUCAGAAGGGGGCCAGUAGAAGAAGCGGAGCAGAGGGGUCGGCGUGGUGCGUACUUGGUGCGAAAUUGCGCAUUAGGAAAGAAAACAACAACAGCAACAGCUAUAAACUGCAAACGCUGGCAAACACAAUUCUCAAUUAUCAGAAACAGAGCGCAGCGAAUCGAACAACAAGCCCAACAAACAAACAAACAGACUAAAACGAGAGCCAGCAUCAACAACAGCUAAUUACAUGGGUCUGACGGAUCAAGAUUGGAUCGGUUGUGCGGUAUCCAUUGCCUGCGACGACGACCUCGGUGUUUUCCAAGGCCUGAUUAAGCAGAUUUCGGCGGAGGAGAUAACCAUUGUACGGGCCUUCCGGAAUGGCGUCCCCCUUCGCAAGCAAAACGCCGAGGUGGUGCUCAAGUGCACGGACAUCCGGAGCAUCGAUCUCAUCGAGCCCGUGAAGCAGGACGUCGAUGUGCAUACAGCGCCGCCAGUUAUCAACAAACCCACUCCGGUGAAGCUGCCCCACUUUUCCAAUAUUCUGGGCAAGCAGCAGCAGCUUCAACUCCAGCAACAACAACAGCAGCAGCAACAACAGAAACAGCAAAGUCAGGAUCAGGAUGUGCCAUUGACGCCCAGGGGAAAAGCCAAUGGCUAUGGACGAGGACCAUCAGGAGGAGCCGGCAACUCGGCCCUCACUGACAAAAUGAAUCAACUGAAGCUAAUUGAGACCAACGGAUGCAAUGGAAGAACCUCGCAGACGUCGCGGUCGUCCAGUUCUCAGCAGCCACAAUUGUCAACGACUCCCAGCAGCGUGGCCGCCUUCUUUGGCAAUAUGAUUCCGGCCAAGGUGGAGGUCAAGCUGGGCUCCACGGCCUACGGGAGCCACGGCAACAAUACGCGAGAGAGCUACUGCAGCAGCAGCGGGGACAGUGGCGAGGCUGCGGCCGUUGUUGUGGGCGCCAGGACCAGCACCAGGCCCAUCGAUAUCGUCAGCAAUGGGGACGGAUACUACAAACAGGCCGCCUCCAGUUAUGGCAACGGCAAUGGCAACUCCAAGAAGAAUACUAAUGGCAACGGCUCGUAUACUAAUGGGAAUAUAAACGGCAACGGCAAUGGUAAUGGAAAGAAUAAACGGAACAGAAUUAGGCGGGAGAGCAGCAUGCGACAGCAGCAAACCUUUGGCAGCGAAGCGGACGAUCCGCUACUUAACGAGGACUUUGAUUUCGAGGGCAAUCUGGCACUCUUCGACAAGCAGGCUAUUUGGGAUGAUAUCGAGUCGACCCACCAGAAACCGGAUGUGGUGCGGCACCAAGUGAACCAUCAUCAUCACCAGCCGGAGCAGAAGUACCGGCACGACGAGAACAUUUUGGCCAGUAAGCCGCUGCAGUUGCGCCAGAUCGAGACUAUGUUUGAUGGUAGCAAGGAUUUCGUUACGGACGACGGCCUGAUCAUCCCAACGAUUCCAGCUUAUGCUCGGAAUAAGAUCGAGAUAUGUGCCGAUAAGGCCGGAUUAUCGCUGCAACGGCAAAUAGAUAUUUUGGCGCGCGGGGCCAGCGAUCUGGCCAUCACUCUGCUGGGCGGUGCCAGGCGUCUGACUCCGGCCAACAACCAUCAGUGGCCGAAGAUAGUCAUCAUUUGCGAUGGCGUCAAAAGCAUGAGAACGAUCAACAUUGGAGCUGCUACGGGUCGCCAGCUGGCUUCCCAUGGUCUUACAGUCCUACUCUACGUAGAACAAGUCCAACUGGUGGAACAAUACGGCAAUAGCCCAGAGAUUACCCUGUUUAAGGCAACCGACAAUGCCAUAGUCCACUCAGUAGAGACCUUGCCCACGCCAGACCUUGUGAUACUCUCGACCAACACGGCUAAUCUGUCAGAUACAAUCAAGAAAUGGCUCAGUGUAAAUCGUGCUUCGGUGCUUGCCAUAGACCCACCGCCGUGUGGCAUCAACGAAGUGGCAAUCAAGUACUCAAUAUUACCCAUUCUACCAUUAAAUGGCAUAUCAACAGCACCAUCAUCUUCAUCGGCUGCCGCCACACCAACGCCGAUAGCCAGCACAUCGGCUGCAGCUGCAGCUGCAACAGCAACAGCAUCAGCAUCAUCAACGAACAAUUGUGGCAAAUUGUAUUUAUGUAAUCUAGGUAUACCGGAUAAAUUCUAUCGUGAUUGUGGCAUUAAGUACAAAAGUCCCUAUGGACAUAAAUAUGUGAUACCGAUUCACUCAAAGGACUGAAACAACGACAACAACAACACAGAAACCAACAACAUCAAUAACAGCAAUCAAAUAGCAUCAUCAGAACUAUCAACAGAUCAUUAAAAAACUAAACACACUUAUGCAAAUAACCAAAAGAAAAGCGACAAACACAAUAACACACACACACACACACCCCGCACACUUGUGAUGAUCAUCAAGUCCAGUUUCCUGUGAAUCUAGCUCUUAGUGGUCUUCUCUCAUAUCUUACUCAGAUUUAACAUUAUGUUCUAUAGCGCUUAUAUAUUUAGUUGUUAGUCUUUAGUAUAGUUAUUAUAUCUACAUUUUUUCAACAUACCUAUUUAAAAACUGCCCCAGGCCACGUGCCACAUUAUUGUUAACUUUCAAAUUGUACUAUUAUUAUUUUUUUUGAUAUAAGCAAAAACCUUAUUACCGUGUAGCCCCCCUUGGUUCUAAAAGCUAGUCCAGCAUUUACAAAGUUUUUAAAGCUGUAGUUUAGGCGCACGCUCGCAGAAUUUUUAUUUCAAAACUUCCGAAUCCCUUAAGACUCAAGGCUUUAAUUCUUUAAUUUUUUUUUUUUUUUAAUUCUCCUACCAUCCCGCAAGUGGUCUUCGUAAUCAUAAAUCGUAUCAGCAAAUCAGGCAAAUAAACAAAUUGUUUGUAAAUAUCUGUACAAUUCUAUGGAGAGAGAGAUCAUGUUAAUUAUUAUCAAGAAGUAUGCGCAAUAAAUGCCAAAUUAAAUGUCUAAUUUUAAGCAUUACAUCCGGAGCAAAAGCAACAAUUGUACGAUAUAAAAUGGAAUUUAAAUCCAACUAUAAAUCAAAUCAGAUUAGGCUAAGUUAGAUCCGUAAGAUUCGAGUGUUUAAACAUUUAAAAAAGAUGUGGAAACUUUCUAUAUUGUGUAGACGUAUUUAAGAUGUGUCUUUAAGCAAAACUAAAAACAAUGUCGAGAGCAUAAUUUUUUACCCAUCGAAUACUAAGGAGAAACCACAACACAAUACUUAUACUCUAAACUGUAGAACGAUGAAUUUUAUAUAAGGUUAAAAGAAAAAUCCAAUCAAAUAGUGCAAAAUUUUAAAAGGUUGGCAACCAAAAACUUAAAGCCAGCCACCCCAAAACUUAAACUAAUUGUUGUAUAAAUAAUAAUUCUAAUUGUAAAGAUACCAACACAAGUAGAUUCUAAAUUCCAAUCAUGUUGAUGAUCAUCUGAAAAUUCAAUUUCCUAAAAACAAAAACAAACCAUUAAAAUUAUAUUAUAACAGAGAGUUGAUUGCGGACCAAGCCGACGCACAAGUCGGUUCCCGGUUCUCGCACUGACUGUUUUGAGUUAGGAGUAGUAGAGGAGAGUUUUAUAAAAGACCUCGAGGAGGGACGUUAGUGGAGAGCAGAUGAGAAGGUUUUCCCAUGCCACAGCAGCAACAUAGCAGCUUACAAAUUCCAAAAACCAAUCAAAAUGAAAACCAACACCAACACACAAUGUGAAAACUAAAACCAAACACAUCCAGAGAUUUUUAGGAAUGCUUUAAAAUUGUAAAAAAAAAAAGAAAAAAACAUCUAUUUUCGGGCCAAUUGAAAUUGUUAAACGAUAAAGAUUGAAAACCUAAUUUUAAAAUUAUACAAAAAAGACAAAAAAUUGUACAGAAAUUCUCUUUUGGAACAAAGCUUGUAAAUUAAUCAAGAAAAAAUAAGGAAGCGGAUCAAAAAAGAAAAGAAAAAACACAAAAAUGAAAUCCUUUCAAAACUAAACAGCAAUAUUUAAAAAUAUACAAACCAACACCGAGAAGCCUUCUCAUGGAAAA
This is a messenger RNA of Drosophila ananassae, 4230 nucleotides long. It is a transcript of the gene Edc3, whose product is annotated as enhancer of mRNA-decapping protein 3. The transcript is spliced from 5 exons. Bases 467 to 2452 code for a protein of 661 amino acids. Gene Ontology annotation, molecular function: mRNA binding. Gene Ontology annotation, biological process: P-body assembly; deadenylation-independent decapping of nuclear-transcribed mRNA. NCBI's taxonomy places the organism in Eukaryota, Metazoa, Arthropoda, Insecta, Diptera, Drosophilidae. Gene Ontology annotation, cellular component: P-body. The record is from RefSeq and is a predicted model, not a curated record.